This is a messenger RNA of Bombyx mori (domestic silkworm), 2525 nucleotides long. RefSeq names its product alpha-soluble NSF attachment protein (gene alphaSnap). Gene Ontology annotation, cellular component: SNARE complex; vacuolar membrane. Gene Ontology annotation, molecular function: syntaxin binding; soluble NSF attachment protein activity. The record is from RefSeq and is a predicted model, not a curated record. Gene Ontology annotation, biological process: SNARE complex disassembly; intracellular protein transport. Lineage: Eukaryota; Metazoa; Arthropoda; Insecta; Lepidoptera; Bombycidae. The coding region runs from base 143 to 1021 and encodes 292 amino acids. The transcript is spliced from 6 exons.
UGGCAGCACCGAAUUAAUCGAUGACAGCGAAAGAUUUCUUCAGAACAGUGAACGUUGAUGACGACAUUUUGUCAAUAAAAUACUAAACCCUUGACGAUAUUAGUUCGUAUUCCUAGUGUUUAGUGUUUAACUAGUCAGCAGAAUGGCGGACAACGAACAAAAAGCGAUGCAGCUAAUGGCCGAGGCGGAGAAAAAAUUAAGUUCAUCAAAAUCGUUCCUGGGGUCACUUUUCGGAGGCUCCUCAAAAAUCGAAGAGGCCGUAGACUGUUAUCUCAGAGCAGCUAACUUAUUCAAGAUGGCCAAGAAGUGGCCUCAAGCAGGGCAGGCUUUCUGUAAUGCAGCACAGCUCCACUUGAAAGCUGGUGUUCGCCAUGAUGCUGCCACCAAUUUUGUAGAUGCUUCUAACUGUUACAAGAAAUGUGAUGCUAACGAGGCCGUGUCCUGUCUCCUGAAAGCGAUCGAGAUCUACACCGAUAUGGGUCGUUUCACUGUGGCUGCCAAACAACACCAGAACAUUGCGGAGCUGUACGAGACGGAGUGCGUUGACCUCGCUCGGGCCAUGCAGCACUACGAGCAGGCGGCCGACUACUUCCGCGGCGAGGAGUCCACCUCCUCCGCCAACAAGUGCAUGCUGAAGCUGGCGCAGUACGCCGCCCAGCUCGAGCACUACGACAAGGCCAUACAGAUCUACGAGCAGAUCGCCAAGUCGUCCCUGGACAACAGCCUGCUCAAGUACAGUGCGAAGGAGUACAUGUUCCGAGCCGCCCUGUGCCACCUGUGCGUCGACAUACUGAACGCGCAGCACGCCCUCGAGAAGUACAGCUCUCUGUAUCCAGCCUUCGGGGACACCAGAGAAUAUAAACUCAUCAAGGAGCUGAUCGAGCACCUUGAAGACCAAAACGUGGAUGCGUACACAGAGGCCGUCAAGACUUACGACAGCAUAUCCAGACUGGACCAGUGGUACACCACCAUGCUGGUCCGCAUCAAGAAACAGAUCAACGACAACCCGGACCUCCGUUGAAGGUCGUCGAGCGCUAGAGCUGCCGUCGUCGCGUAACAUGAAAUCGAUUUUAACGUUAUCGAUAUUACGAGUAAUUGCGGUUAUAUAUAUUUAAAAUAGUUCAAAUUUUUAGACUCGGCUAUCGUUAUAGAUGUAUUCGAUAAAAUACUACUUAAUUGUUGUUUAUAUGCUCAAAAUAAUUGUUCUAGCAUUUGAUAAUCGCGACGACGCGUAGCGAACAUCCUUUCCUUUUACCGUUAACUUUGUAGCAUAUUUCAUUAAGCCUAUUUUCAUUGUAAUCAUUCGGCACAGUGAUAGUGCUGUGUUAUCGAUUACGAUCCAGUUUAUAAUUUUAUCGAUGUUUUAAUGUAGUCUUAUAAUAGUGUGCUAAUAAUUCAGCAUGGCCACAGCAGAACCAGGAUAUUGCAGAUUGUACGCGGCAUGAACUAUUUCAAUUUCAGAAAAUUGUUGAAAUUUGAUUGUUAAAAUUAGUUUUCCACCUUUAGACGCUACUUUGUAUUCAGAAGCGUCUAAUGAAAACUAUUUAGCAAUGAAUUAAUUAACACUAGUGAGAAGUAAAUAUUAUGUAUAAACCGGUUAUUAGAUUCAUGGUGAAAAAUACAUUAUAUCGAAGUAAUUGUUAUGAGAUUUUGUAAUAUUCGUAUUGUAAUCGAUAAUACAGCAUUGAUAUAGUAUUCAAAGUUAGUCGAUAUAAUCUAGACAUAAGUCUGUUUUUAGGUACUUUUUUUUCUUGAAAAUAACAGGUUGUUCAGACAACGUUCCAAUUAACUAUUAAGUACAUAUAAUAUUUAUUUUUAACAUAUUAUUGUGUGAUUGUUCUGUUACUAAGUUAAUUUGAACAACCAAUGUGGUUGUUACUGUAUAUAUAUAUAUUUGUUUGAUGUUAGUUAUAAAACUCCCAUAUCCAGUUUUGUGUCGAAAUAAUAAAUCGAAUGCUCGUGGAUUAUUAAUAACUUGACCGCUGUGUGACUAUCUGGUUUCGUAUAAAAUUUCAUAAAAACGAAAUUUGUAUAAAAAGUUUACUGUUUGAAUAAAAUCGACGCUUGAAAGGCAAACGCGACUAAGCGACAAUGCGUGAACUUUACAGUAGACUAAUUUAAAGUUGAAAUACCUGAAAACAAAAUUUAUUUUAACGAAUCCAGCUGUAGUAGAAUCUAGCUAGUAGCUGUAGGAGUGAAAUUAUUUUAAUGGACCUAGAAAUAUAUUUUUUUUGCACGUCGAAUAUGGUUAUUGCCUAUUAUUUAUGUACAAAGCAGUUAUUGUCGCUUAGUCACUUUUGCCUUUCAAGCGUCGGUUAAUGUUGCUACGAAUCGUUUUGAGAGGAAAAUUAAAGCGUAAAGGAAUUGAAUAAACACUAUAAUUCUGAAUAAAUUUGCAAGAAAUUAUAAUCAACGGAAUGGGGCCUGUUCUCGUUUAGUUUUUAAUUUUUGAUGUUUUUAGUACAUUAGGUUUUUUGUAAAUACAAUGAUUAUUGUUUCGUUAUGAAAUAAAUUUUAUAAUUUAA